AUGGCAUUCAAUUGUGGCAUCACUGACAUAGCAGCUGCUGUGCGUGUUGCAUUCAUUAUCUACGAGUAUGGGUUCAAUGCAGAUAACGCAGCCGAUGUCCGGUGGCGGGCAUUCCAGAAUGAUGUCCGCAAUUUCGGAACACUUCUGCAGCGGCUUGAGCAGUCCAUGCAAGAUGCGCAAAGUCGCUACAUCGACGCUGGGAUCCAAGCACGAGCCAGGGAAGCUUACGAUCCCUCGGCUUCUGCGCUGAUCAAUGAGCGUGAUGCAUUGAUCGGAAACUUCAACGAUACCUUGGAAGCUUGCGAUACGCUACUGCAGGAGCACAUUCAGUUCAGAGAUCGUCAUGCGAAUGCCUUCGAAAGUAUCUUGUGGCAUGUCAAGCAGCAGGAGUCAAAAAUGGACAGACUGCGACGACGCAUUGAUUUUCACUGCGAGAAAAUAAGGCUCGUGAUCGACAGACUGUCCAUUGAUCUGUUGACUCGGGUGGACAUCAGGCUCAACGAGUUGAUUGGCACCACGGAUGAGAUCCUGACGAUAACGCAAGACAGCAACGAUGAGAUCCGACGUUUGCGGCAGUUCCUUGUGGGAGAGAGCAAUCUAUCCAACGGUCAUGUUGUCGCCGACGUACAUUAUGCCACUGAAGCAAUCUCCGAACGCUUCGAAAACUCAUUCCGGACCAUUAAUUCAAGCGGCUACUCCGACGAGAUGCUCCUCCAGCUCUCGUUUGACGCACUGCACACAGCAUUCGAUCUGUUUAUGCUGGCUCGUAACAGAGACCCGCAUAAGUAUUUGCUACUCCUCAAGUCUCGGUGGCUCAUCAGCCGAAUGCGAAGUAGCGAGGUGUACAUGAGAUCUGUUUUCUACAGACAUGCCAUAAACCGAAUUGACCAGGGUAUAAGAAUGAGAAUUCGCUACGGGCAAGUCACAGCGUUCGGAGAGGCGGUCAUGCUCGCGCUUCCACCUGAAUGGUGUGAGAUCUGGCCAGCAUCGGAUCCGGUAGAGUCGAUCGCUGCGACCGUUCCUCCUGAGCCCAAUCCACUCACGCCGCGUGCCAACGAGGAAGGUGUCGUCAGGAUAGAACUCGCGACCGAUGCCGGCUCGCCAGCGUCUUUCGUGACGGUCUACAAACAUUCCGAUGAGAAUUUUCGCAUCGUGAAAGAUGCUUGGACCAGCACAGGUCAGCAAGUCCUCGCACCUCAGCAAGUGUAUACACGCGAAGAUACCCUCAUCCCUCGAUAUGCGUUGCCGACCUUGCCAUUGACCGCGCCCGAGAUUUCGAUCUUUUGCCGCAAUGAGAUCACCGACUUUCUCUUCGCGAACGAGGCAGACUUAUGGAGAUUCCAAGGGGCCCUUACGGGCCAUGAUGUUGCCCACCACGAGAACAAUGUGCUAUGCCAAUUCGGCCCAAGCAUGGAUUCCUUUGUUUGUCAAGGAAAAGCUCAACUAUGGCAGGACCCCAUUGUAUUGGAGAGCGAACCCGAUAUGCCAAGCUCUCCGAUACCUACAUCGCCUGAUGGCACUAGCGAUCACGGCGCGUCCGCCUCCAGAUCCCGACGGCCGAGCUUUGCGCCAUCUAUCGCUCGAACCAAUACUAUCACAACCACACCAGAAGGCUGGAUAGCUGACAGUAUCAAGUUGUCCGCACUUGUGCUACUGACACAGCUCGAACACGGAAGGCACAGGAAUUGCUUCGCUGUCAUCUACAUAGAAUUGGUUGAGGGCAUCCAUAUCGACCGGAAUGCUUGUCGUUGCAAAGACGAUUAUAGCCAGUGCUCAAAAUUAGUCCUCUCUGGGGUCGGAAGAGGCCAGCGCCAGGUCCCUGUCAGGAUCACUGUUUCUGAUCUUGACGCGCAAGGAAACCCGAAUCCCAAUACUUUCGACAUAUUACCGUUUAGACGUCCGCGACGUCCUGACUACAAGGCAAUAAAAGUCAGGCAGACAGAACACGUGGUGCUCAAGUUCGCCGAUCUCAGUGCGAAAGUCGCUUUCGAUAAGGCACUAGAGUUCCGCCUCGCCUUACGCGACAGGCAGAGAAACAACGCGAAUCUGGCUACCAAUGCCUUCAUUCAUAGGUCCAACAGGCCUCUCCGGAGGGAAGAAUACAUAUCACAAAAUCUUUCGAGGAGAGCAUCAACAGCUAGUACAACAACUUCAGGGGCACGGCCGAGUCUUCAGCCUCCAGCUUUACCAUCACAUCGAGAAGCACGAGAGGACGAUCCAGACCAGCCGAGGAUCAAUGACGCGACGAGAAGCUCCGCCGCUCCUGCUCAGCCAAUACCGGUCCCAGCGAGGGCUGAUGUGUUUGCCCUGGCUUCCAGAGGCAGAGGCUCGGGCCAGACAUCCGGCUCUACGCAGUCACCGUCAAGCUCACUCAAUAGCAGUUCUCGCGACGUCGUCAGGUCGGCGGCAAGUGCGACGCCCAUACCGCAGGCCCUUGACAAGCAACCAACAACAACCACAACAACCAACAACUCCCACCCAUCACUACUACAACCACCACCAAACCAAUUCAACCUCAUCACCAAACCACCAAACACAAACACAAUGGCUGCCUACAAGUCCGUCAACGUCGCCUCUACCCCCACCAGCCAGCGCGCCUCGGUCUCCUCCGCAUCUGAGGGCCAGCAAGCACAGAAGGCCACCAAGGCCCAGAAGGCGCUCAAGGCCUACCGCAAGUUCGGUGAGAUCAUGAUGGGGCCGACUUACCGGGUCUCUUAUGCUUCAUAA
Cyphellophora attinorum is the source of this 2727-nucleotide messenger RNA. RefSeq lists its product as uncharacterized. Lineage: Eukaryota; Fungi; Ascomycota; Eurotiomycetes; Chaetothyriales; Cyphellophoraceae. Bases 1 to 2727 code for a protein of 908 amino acids. The transcript is spliced from 4 exons. The record is from RefSeq and is a predicted model, not a curated record.